AUGUUCCCUGUAAAGGAGAGCCAGAUAAUACAAUAUUUAAAUGGAUGUCUUAUGGCUGUCUAUAAUCAAAUUCCCAUCUUUCACCAAGAUAUUAGAAUAGUAAAAACAGUGCAAUUUCUUGCUUCGAUGGUCACUUUUCUGGCCAACGACACUUCUUUUUCUCAAACUAAUCUGGGUAGUCAUUACCAUACAAAUUUUCUGCUCUAUAUAUUUUACUCACUCCACUUUGUUCCCGCAUAUGCUCUCCAUCCUAUAUUUCUUUUAUAAGAAAUAUGUCAGACCAUCAAUUUUGUUAUUAUGAUUCUCAAUCUCAGUCUAACCGCUUUCAAUCAGAUUCCAAAUCUCUAUGGUCUCAGCCAAGCCUCCCAUCAGUUCCAUCCCUCACCUCCCAAGUUCACCUGCAACAGCCCAAUUUUUCCAACAUCCAGCACCAGUGCCUCACCACUCUAAAAGGCCACACCUCCUAUAUCUCUUCUCUCACCUUCGCCGGGAAGUUCCUUUAUACAGGCUCUUCUGAUAAGGAAAUCAGAUUAUGGAAACGCAACGCUCUGAACUCGGAAUUUGAACAUGAAAAUCAAACCAAUAACAUACUAGCUGUGGGAAAGGGUGCUGUGAAGUCCAUGGUAGUAUUAGCUGAUAAACUCUUCAGUGCUCAUCAAGAUCACAAGAUACGAGUAUGGAGAGUUAAUAACGAUGAUCCGGAUAACCAAAAGUACUCUCGAUUGGCGACCUUGCCGACGUUAAGUGACCGAGCAAUGAAGCUUCUCCUCCACAAGAACCACGUCGAAAUUCGAAGACACAAGACAUGCACCUGGGUCCAUCAUGUUGAUACAGUAUCUGCACUGGCCUUAUCCAGUGAUGAGACCCUUCUAUAUUCCGUUUCCUGGGACAGGACACUCAAAAUCUGGAGAACCAGUGAUUUCAAAUGCUUGGAGUCAGUAACAAAUGCUCAUGACGAUGCAAUAAACGCAGUGGCAAUAUCAAGUGAUGGAGAUGUUUAUACGGGAUCAACAGACAAGAAAAUCAAGGUGUGGAGGAAAAACUCAGGAGAGAAAAACCAUUCUCUAGUUGCUACACUAGAGAAACAUAAGUCAGGGAUCAACGCCUUAGCAAUCAGUCUUGACGGGUCUACUUUGUAUUCCGGCGCAAGCGACCGGUCCAUAGUGGUCUGGGAGAAGGAGGGAAGCGAUGGAAUGACAGUGGUUGGGGCACUUAGAGGGCAUACAAAGUCCAUAUUAUGCUUGGCUGUUGUGUCGGAUUUGGUUUGCAGUGGUUCAGCGGACAAAACAAUUAGAAUCUGGAGGCCAGGGGUCGAUGGAAAUUAUUCAUGUUUGGCAGUCUUGGAAGGGCAUAAAGGCCCUGUCAAGUGCUUAGCCGGAGCAGUUGAUCGUCACAAACCUUCUGAUACAUCCUAUGUUGUUUAUAGCGGAAGCUUGGACUGUGACAUCAAGGUGUGGCAGAUUGUUGUUCCUCUUCUCUAGAAACGACUUGGUUUUACUUACUUUUCUUCUUCUUCUCCAAUAGCCAUUUUUGUGAAUAGAAAGUAGAGUGUCGUAAUUGGUAGAGUAUAUUUCUUUUCUGAAUUCAUUUCCGUGGCUAAAGUUGCAGUAGAAUCACUGGACUGAGCUAAAGAUGCGCCAUAUUUUGGCUUCUUUUAAUGGGUAGUCAUGAGAUUUCCGAUUUCUCAACAAACAAACCACUUGCAACCAUCGACUUCAUAACAGGGAAACAAGUCAAAGGAACAAAAAGCCAACAGCUACAGUUCGUUCAGUUGUCAAGAAUCUGGCCUGUUGCUUACUGCUAGAAGCUGUUUCACGUUUUCUCUCCCCAGGAAAUUUCUUAUAAAUAAUUAUUAUUAAGUAGUUUCUAAUAUUCAAACAUGGAAACUUCUGUUCUUUUGUUUACUUCACUUUCCAACUAUCUAUCUGUACAAUUGAUAAUUGCAUUCCCUACUUUGAGUGACUAAAUAAUGUUAAGGCAAAUUUUGGUUGGAUUGUGGGAUUCAAGGAGAC
Durio zibethinus is the source of this 2012-nucleotide messenger RNA. RefSeq names its product protein JINGUBANG-like. Lineage: Eukaryota; Viridiplantae; Streptophyta; Magnoliopsida; Malvales; Malvaceae. The record is from RefSeq and is a predicted model, not a curated record. Gene Ontology annotation, molecular function: protein binding.